Molecule: messenger RNA, 646 nt
Organism: Ailuropoda melanoleuca (giant panda)
Lineage: Eukaryota; Metazoa; Chordata; Mammalia; Carnivora; Ursidae
Product: polyadenylate-binding protein 1-like
Exons: 1
Molecular function (GO): RNA binding
Source: RefSeq, a predicted model, not a curated record
AUGAAUGGUAUGCUCCUUAAUGACCGCAAAGUGUUUGUUGGCCGUUUUAAAUCCCGAAAAGAACGCGAGGCAGAGCUUGGAGCCAGAGCAAAGGAAUUCACUAAUGUUUAUAUCAAGAAUUUUGGCGAAGACAUGGAUGAUGAAAGGCUUAAAGAAGUUUUCUGCAAAUAUGGUCCAGCUUUAAGUGUAAAAGUUAUGACUGAUGAGUCUGGAAAAUCUAAAGGCUUUGGGUUUGUCAGCUUUGAAAGACAUGAAGAUGCUCAAAAAGCUGUGGAUGAUAUGAACCAAAAGGAGUUAAAUGGAAAACAGAUAUAUGUUGGCCGGGCUCAGAAGAAGGUGGAACGGCAAACUGAACUAAAACGCAAAUUUGAACAAAUGAAGCAAGACAGGAUCACCAGAUACCAGGGUGUGAACUUGUAUGUGAAAAAUCUUGAUGAUGGUAUUGAUGAUGAGCGCCUGCGGAAAGAGUUCACCCCAUUUGGUACUAUCACUAGUGCAAAGGUGAUGAUGGAAGGUGGCCGUAGUAAAGGAUUUGGGUUUGUAUGCUUCUCGUCCCCUGAAGAAGCCACCAAAGCGGUUACAGAAAUGAAUGGAAGAAUUGUCGCCACCAAGCCGUUGUAUGUGGCUCUAGCCCAGCGCAAAGAAG